Molecule: messenger RNA, 524 nt
Organism: Heterotrigona itama
Lineage: Eukaryota; Metazoa; Arthropoda; Insecta; Hymenoptera; Apidae
Source: the annotation of a GenBank genome assembly
CAUAUAAUCGCAAAUCUGAUCUUUCCUGUCUUCUGGUUUCGGAGAAAUGUACAUGGUAUACCUACUUUUACCGAAGGGGUCAUUUUGACCAUUCGAAUUAAUUUUAUUAUAUCUGCCACCACAUUUUCAUUUAUUCGCUUACUUUCUUUUAUUCCAUAAUUUUAUUGCAUUUGGCAACACGCUUUUUCGUUUUUUCCACUUUUUAUGUGGUUGAUGUGUGUUGCAAAACCGGUUUUUUGGACGAGAAGCUAUUAGAGAAGAAAACAACAUUGGUGGGAACUAUUCGGGGAAAUAAAAUAGAACUGCCGAAAAUUGCAAAACAAAAAACAAAUGAUUUGCCUCGUUUUUCAAGUUUAUUGUAUAAAUCAAGUAAUUGUACACUUACAAUAUACAAAAGCAAAGCAACUAGAAAUGUUCUUCUUAGUUCCAAGCACAAUUCCAUCAAUAUUGAAAAAAAUAAAAGAAAAUUACCCGAAUCAAUAGCAUAUUAUAAUAACACCAAGUACGAUGUUGACAUGACAGAC